Molecule: messenger RNA, 5199 nt
Organism: Acanthosepion pharaonis
Lineage: Eukaryota; Metazoa; Mollusca; Cephalopoda; Sepiida; Sepiidae
Source: the annotation of a GenBank genome assembly
AUGAAAAUCAUUCUUUCAUCCAGCCACAGCAGCAAAACGAAAGGCCAGAAAAUCAUUCAUUCUUUGUCAUCCUUCAUCCAGCCACACAGCAAAACAGAAAGGCAGAAAAUGACUCUUUCAUCCAGCCACACAGCAAAACGAAAGGCCAGAAAAUCAUUCUUUCACCUGCCACGCAGCAAAACGAAAGAAAGCCAGAAAAAUUAUUCUCCACACAGCCUUCUUAUAAAAACGAAGGCCAGAAAAUCAUUCUUUCACCCACCCACACAGCAAAACGAAAGGCAUUCUUUCACCAAUACACAGCAAAACGAAGACGUUCUCAUCCAACCACACAGCAAAACGAAAAGAAUGAAAAUCAUUCUUUCGUCCAGCCACACAGCAAAACGAAAGGCCAGAAAAUCAUUCUUUCACCCAGCCACAGCAAAACGAAAGGCCAGAAAAUCAUUCUUUCACCCAGCCACACAGCAAAACGAAAGCCAGAAAAUCAUUCUGCCAGCUCAUCCAUCAUUUCACCCCAGCCACACAGCACGAAAGGCCAGAAAAUCAUUCUUUCACCCAGCCACAGCAAAACGAAAGCCAGAAAAUCAUUCUGUCCAGCCACAGCACCGACGAAAGGCCAGAAAAUCAUUCUUUCAUCCACCUCACAGCAAAACGAAAAGGCCAAAAUCAUUCUUUCAUCAGCCACACAGCAAAACGAAAGGCCAGAAAAUCAUUCUUUCACCCAGCCACACAUCAAAACGAAGGCCAAAAAUCGUUCUUUCACCCAGCCACACAGCAAAACGAAAGGCCAGAAAAUCAUUCUUUCAUCCAGCCACACAGCAAAACGAAAGGCCAGAAAAUCAUUCUUUCAUCCAGCCACAGCAAAACGAAAGGCCAGAAAAUCAUUCUUUCAUCCAACCACACAGAAAAACGAAGGCCAAUCAUUCUUUCAUCAGCCACACAGUAAAACGAAAGGCCAGAAAAUCAUUCUUUCAUCCAGCCACACAGCAAAACGAAAGGCCAGAAAAUCAUUCUUUCAUCCAGCCACCACGCAAAACGAAAAGGAAAAUCAUUCUUUCAUCCAGCCACCACAGCAAAACGAAAGGCCAGAAAAUCAUUCUCACCCAGCCACAAGCAAAACUAAAGGCCAAAAAAUCAUUCUUUCCCCAGCCACACAGCAAAACGAAAGGCCAUUCUCCACAUAGCAAAACGAAAGGCCAGAAAAUCAUUCUCAUCCAGCCACAGCAAAACGAAGGCGAAAAAAUUCUUUUAAAUACCCCAGCCACACAGCAAAACGAAAGGCCAGAAAAUCAUUCUUUCAUCCAGCCACAGCAAAACGAAAGGCCAGAAAAUCAUUAUUUGCAUUUCUUUCAUCCAGCCACAGCAAAAAAUCGUUCUUUCAUCAACACAGCAAACGAAAAACCAGAAAAUCAUUCUUUCAUCCAGCCACAGCAAAACGAAAAGGCUGAAAACCUUCUUUCAUCAACCACACAGCAAAACGAAAAGCCAGAAAAUCGUUCUUUCAUCCAGCCACCAAAGCAAACUAAAAUGAAAAUCAUUCUUUCAUCAGCCACACAGCAAAACGAAAAGGCCAGAAAAUCAUUCUUUCAUCCAGCCACACAGCAAAACGAAAAAACAGAAAAUCAUACUUUCACCCCAGCCACACAGCAAAACGAAAGGCCAAAAAUCGUUCUUUCAUCCAGCCACACAGCAAAACAGGCCAGAAAAUCAUUCUUUCAUCAGCCACUCAGCAAAACGAAAAGGCCAGAAAAAUCAUUCUUUCAUCCCAGCCACACAGCAAAAGCAAAGAAAGGCCAGAAAAAUCAUUCUUUCAUCCAGCCACACAGCAAAACGAAAAGGCCAGAAAAAUCGUUCUUUCACCCCCAGCCACACAAAACGCAAAACGAAAACGAAAGUCAGAAAAUCAUUCUUUCACCCACAGCCAAAACGAAAAGGCCAGAAAAUCAUUCUUUCACCCAGCCACACAGAAAACGAAAAGGCAGAAAAUCAUUCUUUCACCCAGCCACAAAACGCAAGACGAUUCUCAUCCAGCCACAGCAAAACGAAAAAUCAUUCUUUCAUCAAGCCUCACAGCAAAACGAAAGGCCGAAAAUCAUUCUUCAUCCAGCCACAGCAAACGAAAAGCGAAAAAUCAUUCUUUCAUCCAGCCACACAUCAAAACGAAGCCAGAAAAUUAUUCUUUCACCCAACCACACAGCAAAACGAAAGGCCAGAAAAUCAUUCUUUCAUCCCAUCAGCCACACAGCAAAACGAAAGGCCAAGAAAAUCAUUCUUUCAUCCAGCCACACAGCAAAACGAAAGGCCAGAAAAUCAUUCUUUCAUCCAGCCACUGGUAAAACGAAAGGCCAGAAAAUCAUUCUUUCAUCCAACCACAACCAAAACGAAAGGCCAGAAAAUCAUUCUUUCAUCCAGCCACACAGCAAAACGAAAGGCCGAAAAUCAUUCUUUCAUCCAGCCACACAGCAAAACGAAAGGCCAAAAAUCCGUUCUUUCACCCAGCCACACAGCAAAACGGUGAAAAUCAUUUCUUUCGCAACCACACAGCAAAACGGCCAGAAAAUCAUUCUUUCAUCAGCCACACAGCAAAACGAAAGGCCAAAAAUCCCCACACGGCAAAACGAAAAAAUCAUUCUUUCACUUGCCAGCAAAAUCAUUCUUUUCCCAGCCACACCAGCAAAACGAACGGCCAGAAAAUCAUUCUUUCUCCCAGCCACACAGCAAAACGAAAGGCCAGAAAAUCAUUAUUUCAUCCAGCCACACAGCAAAACGAAAGGCCAGAAAAUCAUUCUUUCUUUCACCCCAGCCACACAGCAAAACGAAAGGCCAAAAAUCAUCAUUCUUUCAUCCAGCCACACAGCAAAACGAAAAACCAGAAAAUCAUUCUUUCACCCCCACCCACAGCAAAACGAAAAGAACAGAAAAUCAUUCUUUCAUCCAGCCACACCACAAAACGAAAGCCAGAAAAACAUUCUUUUCAUCCCAACCACACAGCAAAAACCAGAAAAUCAUUCUUUCAUCAGCCACAGCAAACGAAAGGCCAGAAAAUCAUUCUUUCAUCCAGCCACACAGCAAAACGAAGGCGAAAAUCAUUCUUUUCACCCCAGCCACGCCAAAGAAAAUCAUUCUUUCAUCCAGCCACAGCAAAACAAAACAAGAAAAUCAUUCUUUCACCCCGACCACAGCCAAAGGCGAAAAUCAUUCUUUCAUCCAGCCACACAGCAAAACGAAAAGGCCAGAAAAAUCGUUCUUUCACCCAGCCACACAGCAAAACGAAAGGCCAGAAAAUCAUUCUUUCAUCCCAGCCACACAGCAAAACGAAAAGGCCAGAAAAUCAUUCUUUCAUCAGCCACACAGCAAAACGAAGGCCAGAAAAUCGUUCUUUCACCCCAGCCACAGAGCCAAAACGAAAGGCCGAAAAUCAUUCUUUCACCCAGCCACACAGCAAAACGAAAGGCCAGAAAACCAUUCUCAUUCUUCUUUCACCCCAGCCACCUUCAAAACGAAAAGCCAGAAAAUCAUUCUUUCACACCCCACCCACAAAAACGAAAGGACAGAAAAUCAUUCGUUUCACCCAGCCACACAGCAAAACGAAAGGCCAGAAAAUCAUUCUUUCAUCCCAGCCACAGCAGCAAAACAGAAAAGGCCAGAAAAUCAUUCUUUCAUCCAACCACACAGCAAAACGAAAGGCCAGAAAAUCGUUCUUUCACCCACCCACACAGCAAACGAAAAGGCCAGAAAAUCAUUCUUUCAUCCAGCCACACAGCAAAACGAAAGGCCACAGCAAAAAUUAUUCUUUUCAUCCAACCACACAGCAAACGAAAGAAAUGCUUUCCCCAGAAAAAACGAAAGGCCAGAAAAUCAUUUCUUUCAUCGAAAGGCCAGCCAAUCAUUCAUCCAAGCAAAACGAGCCAGAAAAUCAUUCAUUCAUCAGCCACACAGCAAACGAAAGGCCAGAAAUUAUUCUUUCUCACUGGCAGCAAAACGAAGGCCAGAAAAUCAUUCUUUCAUCCCCCACACACAGCAAAACGAAAGGCCAGAAAUCAUUCUUUCAUCCAGCCACACAGUAAAACGAAAGGCCAAAAAUCAUUCUUUCGUCAGCCACAGCAAAACGAAAGGCAGAAAAUCAUUCUUUCACCCCAGCCACACAGCAAAACGAAAGGCCAGAAAAAUCACCCCAGCCACAUGAAACGAAGGCCAGAAAAUUCUUUCAUCCAGCCACAGCAAAACGAAAGGCCAGAAAAUCGUUCUUCACCCAGCCACACAGCAAAACGAAAGAAAAGAAAAUCGUUCUUUCACCCCAGCCACAGCCAAGAGCAAAAGGCCAGAAAAUCAUUCUUUCAUCAGCCACAGCAAAACGAAGGCCGAAAAUCGUUCUUCGCAGCCACUGACCACAAACAAAAGGCAGAAAAUCAUUCUUUCACCCACCACACAAAACGAAAGGCCAGAAAAUCAUUCUUUCACCCAGCCACACAGCAUGACGAAGGCCAGAAAAUCAUUCUCAUCCAGCCACACAGCAAACGAAAGGCCGAAAAUCAUUCUUUCACCAACCACACAGCAAAACGAAAGGCCAAAAUCAUUCUUUCACCCAGGCUUUGCACAAAACGAAAGGCUAGAAAAUCAUUCUUUCAUCCAGCCACACAGCAAACGAAAGGCCAGAAAAUCAUUCUGUUCCAGCCACACAGCAAACGAAAGGCCAGAAAAUCAUUCUUUCCCAGCCACACAGCAAAACGAAAGGCCAGAAAAAUCGUUCUUUCCCAACCACGCAAAACGAAAGGCCAGAAAAUCAUUCUUUCACCCCAGCCACACACAGCAAAACGAAAGGCCAGAAAACCAUUCUUUCACCCCAGGCACACAAAACGAAAGCCAGAAAAAUCAUUCUUUCACCCAACCACAGCAAAACGAAGGCCAGAAAAUCGUUCUUUCAUCAGCCACACAGCAAACGAAACGAAGGCCAGAAAAUCAUUCUUUCGCAGCCACACAGCAAAACGAAGGCACGAAAUCAUUCUUUCACCCAGCCACACAGUAAAACGAACAGCCAGAAAAUCAUUCUUUCACCCAACCACACAGCAAAACGAAAGCCUGAAAAUCAUUCUUUCAUCCAGCCACAGCAAAACGAAAGGCCAGAAAAUCAUUCUUUCACCCAGCCACACAAAACGAAAGGCCGAAAAUCAUUCUUGCCCAGCCACAGCAAAACGAAAAUGA